Molecule: messenger RNA, 936 nt
Organism: Rotaria sp. Silwood2
Lineage: Eukaryota; Metazoa; Rotifera; Eurotatoria; Philodinida; Philodinidae
Source: the annotation of a GenBank genome assembly
AUGGUAGGUUAUCGCGUACAAAACAAAGAGUCUUUCAACCCUGAUUAUAGUUGUCCAUGUUGUUCAUUGAUAUUGCGAGAUCCUGUACAAUUAAUAGAUUGUGGCCAUAGAAUUUGUCAGUCAUGUGCAAAUGAACAAGAAGGCGACAUAAUUACAUGUUCUGAGUGUCACGAGAAAACAAAUCGAAAUAAAUUAUUAAUCGAUCGAGGUUUUAAAAAUGAUAUGCAGAUAUUACCAGUUGUGUGUUCACUUUGUAAUUGGACUGGUAUAUUGAAUAUCUAUCAAAAUCAUCUUGAUCAAAAUCAUCAAAAUCCGACAUGUGAUUCUUGUGGUCAAAAAUUUAGUUCAGUAAAUAAUCUUGAUCGACAUAUACAAUACGAUUGUGAAAAAACCACUGUAGAUUGUCUAUUAAAACAAUUUGGAUGUCAAGAAAUGAUUCUUCAAAUAAAUCUUUCUAAACAUUAUCUUAGUGAACAACAUCAACAUGUUUUAAUGAAUGUUGUUCGUCACUUGAAAUCAAUAUCAUCAAAUGAUAUAUAUAAACAUCUUCAGAUUCCAUCAGAGACGACAAUUAAUCAUCGUCAACGCACAGAUAAUGAAACGAUUCAAUUACAAGAGAUCGAUGAAAUAAUUAAAGUUCUAUUAGAUGGUGUUGAAACAUUAAAUGAUGAUUUACAACGUCUCAGUAAUGAAUCUGUUCAUCAUAAAAAUCUACUCGAUUCUUUGACACCAAACUUAUCGACACUAAAAAUAUCUAUGGAAGAACAAAAUAGGUAUUUAGAUGGCAUCAAAAUUAAUCAAGAAGUUCUUCAACAAGAUAUUGAAUCAAUGACACAAAAACUUAACGAUAUGAAAACGAGUUCUUAUGAUGGAACCCUUAUGUGGAAAAUAAUCAAUGUACAAGAAAAAAUGGGUCAGCAAUUAAGAAAUUAUUAA